Messenger RNA from Talaromyces rugulosus, 543 nucleotides. RefSeq lists its product as uncharacterized. The transcript has 2 exons. Gene Ontology annotation, biological process: regulation of proteolysis; regulation of Ras protein signal transduction. The record is from RefSeq and is a predicted model, not a curated record. Bases 1 to 543 code for a protein of 180 amino acids. NCBI's taxonomy places the organism in Eukaryota, Fungi, Ascomycota, Eurotiomycetes, Eurotiales, Trichocomaceae. Gene Ontology annotation, molecular function: phospholipid binding; peptidase inhibitor activity.
AUGCCGUCGUACAAAAACAUCGACCAGUAUCUCGCCGAGAUCAAGGACGAUAGCUCCAAGCUACUAGGCCUGUCUAUCGGGUCCCACCAGAAUGUGUCGCCAGGAACCAAGAUUCCGAAAGCUGACGCCCAAAAGCCUCCUACCCUGAAGCUCCCCGCGUCUCUCGCCUCGUCUGAGCAGACCUACAUUCUCAUCGCCAUCGACAUCGACGCCCCAUUCCCUUCAUGGCGCGGUCUGGGCCCUAUCCUUCACUGGGUUCAGCCCGGAUACAAGCACGACGCCGCCUCUGGUAACCUGACCACCUCGGAGCCCUUUAUCACAAACUACAUCGGACCUGCUCCUCCUCCCCCCAGCUCGCCCCACCGCUACUGCUUCUUCCUGUACGAGCAACCUGCCUCUCUGGCUGUCAAGGACCUCGCGCCCAAGGACGGCAAGACAGUCGGGAAUGUGGCGCGCAUGUGGUUUGACUUGGAAAAGUAUGAGACCCAGCUCGGCCUCAAGGGCGGUAGUAUUGUUGCCGGCAACUUUUUCGUGAGCAAUUAA